This is a messenger RNA of Ruditapes philippinarum (Manila clam), 8452 nucleotides long. RefSeq names its product histone-lysine N-methyltransferase SETD1A-like. The transcript has 16 exons. Gene Ontology annotation, molecular function: protein binding; RNA binding; histone H3K4 methyltransferase activity. Gene Ontology annotation, cellular component: Set1C/COMPASS complex. The coding region runs from base 214 to 5223 and encodes 1669 amino acids. The record is from RefSeq and is a predicted model, not a curated record. Lineage: Eukaryota; Metazoa; Mollusca; Bivalvia; Venerida; Veneridae.
GCUUAAAAUAGCAUUGCAUCUUGGGAUAGACUCGAAAGCAGAGUUUUGUGAAUUUUUUUGGCUAAAAUCUUCACUCAAUUCGGCUUUCUAUAUCUGUUAAGAAUGCAUGACUAUUGUCAUUUAGUUAAAUAUUUUCUUGAGUAACUUAUCUAAAAUACAAGUCAGAUAAAACGUCUGUAAGUGUUGUGGCUGCAACGAAAAUCGAAAAAGAAAAUGUACCCAAAUAAUUCUAACGGGAUGGGUGCCAAACAAGAUGCCCAACAGAAGCGGCCACACAACUACAAGCUGGUGAUAGACCCAAUGAUUCACCGUGGCGGUCAGAAAAUCUACAGAUUUGAUGGAAUUGACCCUGCUGAUAACACAUUGAUAUCUGUGAAGGAUCCAAGACCUCGGUAUUUAAGAUUCUGGAGUAAAAGAAUACCAGCUGACCUACCAGUCCCAAAAUUCUUGUUUGACGAGCAUUACAUCGGAAUGCCCCCGCCAAAUGAGGUGACGUUCACAAAUCUGAAUGAUAACAUCAGUAGAGAAUUCCUGGAGAAGAUGUGUGACCCAUUUGGGAAAAUGGAAGAAGUUAAAAUAUACUUUAACCCAAAAACAAAGAAGCAUAUGGGUAUUGGAAAGGUUGUAUUUACUUCUUCGAAAGCAGCCAAAGCUUGUGCUCUGAAACUUGAUCAAACAUCAAAGAUGGGAAACAUAAUGAAUGUAUUUGUAGAUCAGUUAGGUACAGAAAGACAGAAGAUAUUGGACAACAUCUUAGAGAAUAAGCCUAAACCACCUUCACCUAAAACCGACCCUAGGACCGGUCUUCCGGUUGACUUGAACGCUGCUUUACGAAUAGAUCAUGACCCAAUCAAUCAAAAUACAGUGCCUCCAUUUAACUCUAAUGCAUUGAUAGACCCAGGUGGACUCGGGUUAAAUCAUCGUGGGAAUACAUUCAUGCAGAAUAAUAUGGAGCAAACACCUUCAGAUUAUAGCUACUCUACAAAUCAUACUGAUCAGGGUUACAUGACAACGCCUGGAUCAGGCAGUUACCGUGGCAACAAUGCUAGUGGAAGUCAGCAGUUUAAUAAUACCAACAAUCAGUAUAAUACAGGAUUCGGAGUGAAUAGUAGUUAUGGGAAUAGAGGUCAGUUUGGUAAAGGAGGUUCUGCAUAUGGGAAUGCUCAAGGUAGUAAUUUUGGGAACACUCCUGGAAGUUUUGGAACCACGCCAAGUGGCAAUAGUAGUUAUGGAGGAACCCCGAUGAGUUUUGAUAGUGGUCUACAACCUACUCCAUCUACCCCUCAAACUCCCAUGCCAUUUGCCACGAACGACAUGAAGAAUGACUUCCCGAAUGUGAAUGAUAAUAAUAACAGGAGUAGGGGGAGAAAUUUUCAUAAUCGUGAUCGAAGAGAUAGUUAUAAUAACAGAGACCGACGAGAUAGUUACAACAGCUAUAAUAGAGACAAUAGAGAUAGAAAUAAAGACAAUGAGUAUAACAGACGCAAAAAUAGUGACUGGAAUAGGGACCGACAUGGCAGAGACAGGGAUAGAAAUCGUCGGGAUUGGAAAAAUGAUCGUACUGAUUAUAAAAAUGAACGCGACGAUUUUGGGAGGGAAAGAGACAGAAAUAGGCAUAGAGAUAGUAGAGAUUCUCGAGAUCGGGAUAGAAAUAGAACCGAUUAUAGAGAACAGAGAGAAGAGCCGCCGUCCAUACCAAAUUAUAGAAACAAGUCUGCUGACCAAGGUCCAGCUUUUCCGCCUCCCCCACCUCAGGAGGAGGUACUUCCCCCAGCACCAGUAUUCACACCCCCUGCCCCAAAGCAACCACCGGUUGUCAGUCCUCCUCCUCAGAUUCCACUGCAGCCUCCAACAAAAGAAAAGGAAGAAGAAGAUACUAGAAGUAUGAGUCUUGAUUCACGUAUCCAGAGUCUGUUAUCUGGUUUUAAGAGUCCAGAACCGGAAAGACCGAAAACUCCGCCAUUGGCUAAAGCACCCCCACCAGACAUGUAUAAUCAAUCUCCACAAAACGUGCCAAAUCCUCAGAUGUACGACCCCAACCCACAGAUGAUGGUUCCAAAUGGUAACGUGUACAGCGACAUUCCAAUACCCGGGCAGCAGAUGCAGGACGACGAUGAUCGUAUGAGUUUAGAUUCAACCGGAAGCACCGGAGUACCAGGCGCAAUUGAAUUGAAUCCAGCCGACACAUCGGUACCGCCUCCACCAUUGAUACCAUCGCAAAUGUCGAGUUCAACAGCACAGGUUCAAAAUUGGCAGCAACAGAAUGAUCUUAGCAGUAAUUACAUACAGGGUUACAUGAAUAACUACCCUGGUGGACAAUAUAACCAAAACUUUGUCAAUCAGUUUAAUAAUGAAUUGAAUAAUCAAAGAUUUGAAUCUGUGCAACUCCCAAAAGACCCAAAAGAAGAGGCGGAUAAACAUGAAGUGACGUUUGAAAAAGUGCUCGAAGAUUUUGUUAAUGAAUUGAAAGAAAUUAUGACAAAAGAUUUAUGUAAGAAAAUGGUGGAGACGUCGGCUUUUAAGUCUUAUGAAGACUGGUGGGAUAAUGAAGAGACGAAGACCAAGUCAAAUAAGCCUACAGUGGUUGGUAAGUCAAAACCGGAAGAGAAACCAGCUUCGGUUGUGGCCAAAGCUGAAGUGAGUUCAUCUCUGGUUGGUCUUUUUGCUCAGCCAGAACGAGCGCGACACCCGUGGAGUAAAGAUGGUCAGUUUGAUAUUGCAGCUGCAUACGGUGGUAUGGGGGAGAGUCCAAUGGGUGGCAUGGGAGGACUGCUUGGUAUCAGAACCGGAAUGCCAAGACUUCCAUCUUUUAAGAAAAAAGUCAUACAGAAGUCACCUGAGGAGAUUGAGAGAGAAGAGCGACGUGAACGGAGGGAGAAAGAAAGAAAGGAGAGAAGGGAAAAGAAACGAAGAGAACGGGAGGAAAAGCAAAAGACGCAGGAAAAGAGAACAACGGAAUCUGAGUCUGAAAAAGACGAUGAUGACACUGGAGAAAAGAAAAGAGCAGCCGUCUCUAGCAGCAGUGAAUCUGAGGCUGAAGAAUCUGAAGGUGAAGCAUCAUCGAAGGCAGCUGGUUCAUCAUCUAGUGAUGCAGAGUCAUCAUCUGCAGCAUCAUCAUCAUCUGGUAGCGAUGAUGAUGAUGACGAUGAUGAUGAUGAUGAGGAAGGAAGUGAUAGCAGUUCAGAGGCAGCAUCAUCAUCAUCUAGUUCUGAAGCAGAAUCUUCUGAUGGGGAAGCAGAUAAAGACAAUGCAAAGUCGGAUAAAAGUGAUGAUAGUGAUGAAGAGGCGGAGGUAAAGGUCACUACCACAUCAUCAUCGUCAUCAUCAGAGGCAUCAGCCUCCGAAGAUGAGGAUGAUGAGAAGAAAGAAGAAUCAGAAAAAGAAGAGGGAGAAGUUAGUACUCAGUCAGAGGCAGAGAUAGACAGAACAAAUACAGAGGAAGAGCCGAUGGAUGUGGAAAGAGAGAAAUCACCAGUAAAACCAGCAUUGGACCUGUCCCCACAGAAACAACGUUCCAGAUCAGAUACCCCUGUGGAUAUAGAAACACCUAUGACAAGUGAAGAAAAGAUGGAGAUUGAACAAUCAAAAGAGGAGGUUACUCAAAGUUCUUCUUUGACAAAGACACAAAAGAAAUCGCCUGGUCGACCUAAGAAAGGUCAACAGACUGGGUUAUCUAAGGAUCAGCAAGAUCGAAACUUAUUUGACAAUUUAAGUGGACGCACUGAUAGUGAAAGCACGUCCACAGAUUUAAGUGGAUUAUCGUUACUCAGUGAGGCAGCAUCUAUGUCACUUCGUGAACUUGUAGAACGGGCACCAGCAAUCAGGAAACCAGAAACUGAUCAAUCUUCUCAGGGUGAAAGUGAUCGUCGAGAAUGGGAUGAAAAUCGACCUAGUUUCUUAAGCGAGCAUGCGUAUUAUGCUAUGCCGAAUGUCGAGGAGGAUAAAGAAUCCACGGCAACACUUUCAGCCGAGGAGGACGAUGAGGAAGAUGAAUUGAAAGGUCAUCGCCUUAUUUGGAUUGACCACAAUUACUGUCAAGUGCCAUCGCCUCAGAUACUUGCUGAAAUGCAGAAAGAAUACGAACAUACACUUGAAUUGGCACGUGCAAUUGAACGAAAGCAGGAAGUGCAGAACAAGGACUUGAUAAGAAAUGAGAAUGUUGAACAAUUAGAAAAACCAAAGAAAGGAAGGAAACGAAAAUCAGACGCUUUGCUUGAUAUCACUAACAAAAAAGACAACAAAAUUAGUCGCGAGUUGGCCGGUCUGUUAGAACCGGUAAAACCAAAAGAAGUGAAAAUUGUGAAAUUUGAGCCUCGGACUUUUGAAGAAGAGAGGCAAGUGUUUUAUAAUAUAUUCAGUCAUGGAAUUGAUAUAGAGGACAUAAACUUUUUGCGGCAAAGUUACGAAAAAUUAUUAUCGACCGAUGAUCCAAUGUUUUAUUGGUUGAAUGACAUUUUAUGGGUAGAUCACCCACUUACAAAUAUUCCAGAUCCAAUACCACCUAAACGUCGGCGGAAAAUGGACCAAGAAGUGUUGACGUCCAAACAUAAAUCAGGUUGUGCAAGAACAGAAGGAUAUUAUAAAAUCAGUAUGAAAGAAAAAGCCUCGUACCUCCAGCAUGCAUACAACCAACAAAAGGCGGUUGAGAAAGCAAAAGCGCUGGAGGAUUCCACAAAAGCAUCGAAGGCGUCUGCAUCGGUGCGUGAUCUCAGGCAUGAAAAUAGACGACUUCAGGUCUCGUUACAAGAGUUUGAUUUCUCGGGUGAUCUCUUCAAGUUUAAUCAGCUUAAGUUCCGAAAGAAAGCCUUAAAGUUUGCACGCAGUGGUAUUCACGACUGGGGUCUCUUUGCAUUGGAGCCUAUAUCUCAGGACGAAAUGGUGAUAGAAUACGUGGGUACAAACCUGCGACAGUCUGUUGCGGACUUGCGCGAGAAGCAGUACGAGGCAAGCGGUAUUGGCAGCAGUUACAUGUUCCGUGUAGAUGGCGAGACCAUCAUUGACGCCACGAAAACUGGAAACUUGGCGCGAUUCAUUAACCAUAGUUGUAGUCCAAAUUGUUAUGCUAAAGUAAUCACUGUAGAUAAUAGAAAGAAAAUUGUGAUAUAUUCCCGGAGAGACAUUAAUGUGAACGAAGAAAUCACGUACGAUUACAAGUUCCCGAUCGAAGAUGAGAAGAUUCCAUGUUUGUGUGGCUCAACGGGAUGUCGGGGAACGCUGAAUUAGAAAACUUAAUCUGUAUUAUAUGUGAAUCACAUAGUUUUAAUAGUGCUAGUCUGAAACAUUGGAAUGUCUGUAUUUGGUUUAAGUUGCGGGUUUAACGAUUGUAAUGUUGCAGAAUCAUGUAUAGGAUUUUAACCCAAGUUGUCAUUCCAUAUAGACAUAUCUGGUCACUUGAGUGCAGUAACAGGUUAACUCCUUAUAUAAGUCUAUAAGAGUUAACUUGUUUUUGCACUAAUGUGAAGGUAUGUUAUAUGCAUCUUUGGAAGUGUUAUAAAGCAAGCCUCUGCCAUAUUUUAACAACAUUUCUAGGUUCUAAGUUCUGUGUAAGUCAAAAUGUAAGUCGAUUUGAAAGAUUAUUUUCAUCACAUGAAUCUGCAUAGCCAGAAAAUGCAAACAAAUGGUAGAACCACUAUUAAUAUGAGACGUGUAAUUUCAAGAAAUGAGUAAUGAUUUUAUUACGUCGGGAAACAAACAAUGUCAUCUGAUAAAAUGUUUUAUUCUAUUAAUAAGAAUGUGAAAAAUUGAUGCAGCUAAACACUAAAGAUGGAGCGCUAGCAAUAUCUUGGAAAAUUAUCCUGGAAUUUCCUUAUUAUUCAUUUGGAUCAAAAAAAAUCUUUGCAGACUCUUGUUUUUGUUUUGUCCUAGAAUGAUAUUGUUGAUGAGUUAGCUGAUGAAAUUUGUUUCUGUUAUGAAUGCAAUACUUAGGAAACUUGGCACAAUUUAUUAAUAACAUAAUUAUUCAAUGAAUUGUAAUCUGAUGAAUGUUGAAAUAAAAAAUUUCAGAAUUAACUAGCAUGCCUCCAGAUUGAUGCUAAUUUUCAUGAAAAUUUAAAAAUUGUAUUAAUGAAAAAUAUUGUGAAAUGAACUAAGAAAACACAUUGCAAAUGGCACUUACAAUCCACAUUUAUUAUGGAAAAGAGGUCAACAUAUGCAAAAAUAACCCAUACUGGUUAGUCUUGUAGUAGAAAUAUGGUGAUAUUUAUCACAAAGUCAGUCAUUAAUGGCACAUAACAUGUAAAUUAUUACUUGAGUUUUGAAUAUUUUUACUGUUCUUAAAAUUUUGGUACAUUUUCUCAAGUUUGAAUUUCUUGAAAUAUUUUGGCUCAUCUGGAGGCAUGCAGAUUAAAGUUUGCAUUAUCAAGAAAUAACAUAAAUUCUUUACACUAAGAUUGUAAUAUAACAGUUAUGAACAAGAUCAAAACAUGGCCAUGAUUUCUAAAUUUGCAUUUUAAUUUUCUUUCAUUUGUAAUGUAGGAAAAGGGGAACAAUCCUGGAUUUAUCCAGACUUGCAAUUAUAAGAGUUGUCGAACUUGGAAAGGGUAAAAAAACAAAUUUAUUAUGUUUUAUGUAGUGAGAAUUUGCCACUUUUGUCCAUUUGUGAAAUAUGGAAUGGGAAAUAAUCUUGGAUUGACUUUUUUCCGAAUUACAGUAAUCUUUAAAGAGUUGUCUAACCUGUACUAUAAAGUAUUCAAAAUUAAUAUUUGGUUCAUUUAAAUGGGUGAUAACAAAACAAAUUUGAUCUUGUCACAGUAUUUUUAUGAAAUUUUGUAUAUUUCUUUUCAAUUAAAUCAGGGUUCAGUGUUCUAUAUGUGUCAGUAGAAAACUUAGCAAAUUAAAUUAAUAUUUCUGUUUUUGAAACUAGCUAAUAUAGUAUACGUUUGAGAGAAUGUUUAAAUUACUCUAUUUAAUUGUUUUUAGAUGACAGUUACUUACCAUAUGUCUGGAGAAUUCAGGGUAAGAAUAUUUUCUAUAGAAAAGGGGUUGUUGAAAACAACAUCAUUUUAAAAAUGGGACACAGUUGCUAUGGGAUAAGUUCUUAUAUUUACUUUUCUUGGUUUUCUUAGGUGCUGUCACAUUAUCCAUAUCUUUUCUGGGGUUUAAAAAUAAAAGAUAAAUCAACUCUAACUGUACAAUAACUGUUAACGUAACACCACCAUUUUGUUUCAGGUUUUUUGUGUAUUUCUUAAGAAAUCCUAUACUUCUGAUCAUUUUUCCCUCUGUUAUUCAUUAUUCAUUCUAUACUGCUGAUGUUAAGAAGUAAAAUCUAAGAGAUGAUAAGAAAGAUUGUCAAGUUAAUUACUCUAGAAAUCCUAGUAAAAUGUACUUAUUUUAAAAACUUAAGUUUAAUUUCAGGCUGUAUUUUUUGUGUUGUUGUGUGAAAAUAUUUCAGUAUUUGAGCUGCGUCACGAAAAAACCAACAUAAUGGGUUUGCGACCAGCAUGGAUCCAGACCAGCCUGCGCGGAGUCUGAUCAGGAUCCAUGCUGUUCGCUAUUAGUUUCUGUACUUGUAAUAGGGUUGGUAAGCGAACAGCAUGGAUCCUGAUCAGACUGCGCGGAUGUAUAGGAUAUAUAUGCCUGAGUAUAGGAAAAAUAUUAUGUUUUUAAAUAUGGCUACAUCCGUCAUUGUUACUUAUAUUUUUGUUUUCUUUCAAACUUUGUUUAUGAAUCUAGACAAGCAUGUUGUCACCUUGGUGCAGUAACGCGUUAAGUCCUACAUGUAGUAGGAGAUAACCAGUUAUUGCACUAAGGUGAUCAUGUACAAUGUAUUAACAUUUAUGUAAUAAGUUUAACCAUUAACUUGUUGGGACAAUAAGUGAUUAGUAUUUGCCACCAGAUAAUUUCAAGAAUAUUGAGACAAAAAUUCUUAGUUAGUCUGUCAACUUUUAUAGAAAUUUGUCGUCCUGGGUUAUUACUGUCCUUUAAUGGUUAAAAAUUAACAUAGAUUUUGAUGUAUUGGACUUUUUGCCAUCUUUUAACAAAGCUGUGUAUAAAAAUGUUAAACGUUAAGUGUAAAUGUAGCAUUAUAUAUUGACUGGCUAAAUAUGCAUUUAUUAUUUCAAAUGCAUGGUCAGUAUGAACGUUUUCAUACAUGUAUGUUAUAGUACUUGUUUUUUUUCUUUGUUUUCUUCUUUUUUGUGUAUCAUAAAAUGUAUUUGUAUGUACAGUUACCUGCAUUAUGAAGUUUUUAUGUUAUGGCGUAAAUGUUGCUAAUUUUGAUCAUAUAUGGAAUAAAUGAGUCACAUUCACUUGUAAAUUUUUACCAUUUGAUUCCAAAAAGAAAAAUUUGGAAGAUUUUUAUAUUUAUCAGAAUAUUUGUGCUAGAAAAAUUUCUUAAUGAAAUUUUGUUGACUAUUUCAAAAAAAGUGUAAAUGAAUUUUUGACUGUGAAUGUGUUUUAAAAAUAAAAGUAAACAUUUAAAAAAAAUGAUUUAAAUAAAAUGAAAUGACCAUAA